AUGGAUUACCCACAAGAAAGCUUUGUCGCGACGACCUUCGCUCCAGGAUCUUUCUGGGCUCGUCGUCGCGAAGUGGUUCGGACUCAGACUCUGCGGCAUCAACUUAACAUGCUCAAAACCACUGGAAGAUAUGAUGCUUUCAAGUUGAAGUGGCACCCGAGCUAUGGAGAUCCUCCCACGGUGUAUCCCAUUCCAAACCACCAGUUCUGGGAUUCCGAUGUGGCCAAGUGGAUUGAAGGAGCCUGCUAUUUAUUGAUAGACCAUUACGAUGCCGAGAUAGACGCAGCUGUGAAGGAGCUGGUGCAAAUGAUUCAGAGUGCCCAGCACCCUGAUGGAUACCUUAACAUCCACUAUACAGUUGUAGAACCCGGCAAGCGUUUCACAAAUUUGCGAGAUAUGCACGAGCUGUAA
Molecule: messenger RNA, 411 nt
Organism: Penicillium canescens
Lineage: Eukaryota; Fungi; Ascomycota; Eurotiomycetes; Eurotiales; Aspergillaceae
Exons: 1
Coding region: 1-411 (136 amino acids)
Source: RefSeq, a predicted model, not a curated record